Moneuplotes crassus is the source of this 692-nucleotide messenger RNA. The record is from the annotation of a GenBank genome assembly. Lineage: Eukaryota; Ciliophora; Spirotrichea; Euplotida; Euplotidae.
CAGCUGUUUGUGGUUCUCUAGUUUCUCACAAUCUUCAUCUUCAGAGCAAGCAUGGAUGCCUUUGAGCCUACGACUACCCUGUCAUCCGACUGACAAACCCGGGAUAGGCGAGAGUACAAGGAUCUUUUCGUGGUUACUUCAGGAUUUAAGAAGGCUUUGGUACCCUUUAAAUUUGAAAUAGUUGUUCUAACUAUAUUAAAUUUCUGAGUUAGACAUGGAGGUGCCGAAAUAUUUCUGGAAAGUUCUACCUCCUUUACAGAGUCAAAGGAAUCCAAAACUUCCGGCUCUUCAUCCAUGAACACAUUGUUGAGGUAUCCUUCAGGAGUAUUAACAGUGAUGUAAGACUUUGAAUGGACAUAAGUCUCAUCAAUGAUGAACUUAAAUUGUCACCAGUUGGUGAUAGCGACUUUAACCUCAAAGAUCCGCUUCUCGGGGCAGAACCUCAUAGGAAUUCUCUGUUGCCAAGGUAUUUUGGUGAAUUCCCCGACCAAGUAAGCUCUGUUGCUGGAGUCUCCAAAGUCCUUAAAGGUGAUCAGCUUAAGAUCUUUCCUGAGAUGUUUUCUUCACCUCCAACCUCUGAAGUGUUUACUGAUAAGUAUUUGAGCUUUGACCAUCAAUUUGGACAAGCAGGAUACGAUAAUAGAAAGUUUUUGUUGUUUUAUUGAUUGUUCCAUUUUGAUUAUUAUAAUUAA